Molecule: messenger RNA, 1449 nt
Organism: Gossypium raimondii (Peruvian cotton)
Lineage: Eukaryota; Viridiplantae; Streptophyta; Magnoliopsida; Malvales; Malvaceae
Exons: 6
Coding region: 1-1449 (482 amino acids)
Source: RefSeq, a predicted model, not a curated record
AUGCCUCCUAGAUGUGUUAAUGUGAGACCUAGCACUCAAAAGAAUAGUACAUCUUCUGCACCUUCUGUGCCACCGCGUAGAGUGAACAUGCCUGAUGAGGGUGUAGGCCUUCUAAUGGAAGCUAUGAUAGGACUUCGGGCGUUGGGUGGUAAAGAGUUUUCUAGAGUGAAAGGUAUUGAUCUGACCGUUGCUGAGUAUUGGUUGGAAGGAGUUGAAAGGAUCCUCGAGAAGAUGUCCCAUUUUGACGAGGAGAAGUUGGAUUGUGCGGUGUCCUUACUCAACGAUGAAGCUCAUCAUUGGAGGAAUACGAUUAGGAGAGGUACUAUUUCUGAUAGAUUGACUUGGAAUUUCUUUCUUGAGGUCUUUAAGAGGAAGUUUAUAGGCGAGCAGUGUAUGGAGACUUGUAAGUGUGAGUUUCUGGAUUUGGUUCAAGGUGAUUUAUCUGUGACUGAUUAUGAGGCAGAGUUUAAUGUAGAUAUUGUUGAUGAGUUAGUGGAGAGAGCUAAAGCAGUUCAGGAGACUUUAGCUGAGCCACCUCGUUCUGUGGUUACUGAGUCUGGUAAGAGGGCUUCUGAUGGUGCUUCUAGAAAACUGCCUAAAAGAGGUGUAGUAGUGAAUAAAGUGUAUCAUAGAUGCCUCAUUAUGAUUCAAGGGCAUGUUUUCUCUGUUGAUCUUAUGGAAUUGUCUUCUUAUGGUUUCGAUGUUAUUCUUGGUAUAGACUGGUUAACUGAACAUAAGGCUAAGGCUGAAAAGAUGAUGGAGAAAGGUUGUAAAGCUUAUUUAGCUUAUGUGAUGAAUUCAGUUAGUAAGAAGUUGAGAGUUCAGAAUAUUCGCACUGUUAAGGAUUUUCCUGACAUGUUUCCUGAAAAGUUACUGGGUUUGCCACCAGAAUGUGAAGUUGAAUUUGAUAUCGAAUUUUAUCUUGGUACUGCAUUGAUUGAUCCUAGAUUUAGGUAUUAUCAGUUGAAGGUGAAAGAGUGUGAUGUGUUGAAAAUUACUUUUAGGACUCAGUAUGGGGAUUAUAAGUUUUUGGUGAUGCCGUUUGGUUUAACUAAUGCCCCUGCUGCGUUCAUGGAUUUGAUAAAUCGUGUAUUCUUUUCGUAUUUGGAUCAAUUUGUGGUUGUCUUUAUAAAUGAUAUUUUGGUGUAUUCUCGUUCUGAGGAGAAUUACGACGAGCAUUUAAGGAUUGUUUUACAAAUGCUUCAGGAUAAGCAGUUAUAUGUGAAGUUGAGUAAGUUUGAAUUUUGGCUUAAGGAAAUGACAUUUUUAGGUCAUGUUGUUUCAGUAGAAGGGAGUCGAGUGGAUCCAAAGAAGAUUAAGGUGAUUUUAGAGUGGAAGCUGCCUAAGAGUAUUACCAAAGUUAGGAGUUUCUUCGGUUUAGGUGGUUAUUAUCGUAGAUUCGUUGAAGGGUUUGCUCUUAUUGUUACACCCUUAACGAAACUGCUUUAG